CCUCCUUCGUCCACCGCAGUCUGCUGAUGGUCAGCCGUGGGAGAGAAUUCACUUCUAGGCCUUGCAGUGAAGCCACAGGACACAGCGCCAGCUCCCGCCAGCAGCUUUCCGACGGCCGGGCUCGGCCUCCUUGUCCAUCAGAUGCUCUUUGCAGACGGCAUGGGAGCCCUCCCUCUGCCACUUUCCUGCCCUUCACAUCCCUCCAACGCCUGAGCCAGCUGCGACCAGCACUUGCCACCUGUGGUCUAAACACACACGUGUCCUGCCCUUGGGGGCCCUGGUCCCCACAGCGGCCCCGAGCUGUGCAGAGACCUGCUAACCCCUGUCUGCUCAUGCCGGGUGCUCAAGUGAGCCAGGUCCAGAGGCCCAUGUGUUUUGGGCUUGGAUCAUUUCACCCCGCGCAGACUGGGAACACCCCUUGGAAACUCAUGGCGCUCUGCAAAGCCCUCUCCGUCACACCACCUCUGUCACGAGGCUCGGCUGAACCUAAGGAGAGCGAUGGCCUGGCUCUCCUGGCUGGGGGCACAGAAAGUGGACUGCCAUCCUCAGGAGGGCGGCAGGAAGGUACCCUGCCACGGGGAGAUCUUCCUGGCGUCAUAGCAAGCCUACCUGGACCAGAGUGCAGCUCCAUGCUGUUCACUGCAGCCCGAGUUCCUGGGCACCAGCACCACCUGGCAGAAGCGACAGGCUCUCUUGCCUGUGACCUCCUGUCACCACUCUGGGUGCAGCCAGUCCUGGCCUGCAAACCUCCAGAUGUCUCAUGGUCACCCAGUCUCUGCCCCGAGUCUUGGAAGCGGGACUCACAUGGGAACCCAGCGUGCCGACCUCUCCGCCCCCAUGUCCCCGAGGCCACUGAGGCUCAUCUGCACCCUGUCCUGGCUCCUGAUCGGGCCCAGCCCUCCGCUGCCCCCGUCGUGCCACACGCCGCACGUCACCCGUGUCCCUGGGCCUCUCAUCAGAAUUCCAGCAUGUCCUGCACCUCUCAAGGGUUCCCCUCAGGGGCCGGCUAGAUGGCAGCUGCCCUGGUAAGUUUAAAUCAUCAUUUGGUUCCCAAAUUCAAUUUGCAGCCACCAUGGUCAGGAGCGCAGCUGCCAGGAAAGCGUCCCGGUGCUGGCGGGGCCCCGGGGCCACUGAAGCCUGUCUGCAGUCACGCGCUCCCCUCUGCAUCGCGCAGCUCUUCAGCCCGCCCGCUACGAUAUUAAAUAUUGAUUCGUCUUAAUGAAUGACAAAGUGCUAACAUGUGAUCCAUAAUAACGACGGCUCUCUUGUUAGGGGAAUCUUGUGCUUUGAAGCCUUUAAAAUCUUGACAAGGCCCAGCCCAGCAGCCAGCUGCAGUCACAGCUGCGGGUACAGAGCUGCCAGGGCACCAAGCCACAUGCACCACCCAGCCCGCCCCGGCGUGGCACGCAGAGUCAGGUCAGUCCCUCCAGCCCAGCUGACAACCCAUUUACGUGUGACAGUCGGGUCUGCUGAGAAGUGGACAUCGAGAUGGCAGAGACACAAGGGUUUCAUGAGACAAAGCCUGAGAGACAAGGCAGGGGGGCGCGAGGCGGAGAGCCGGGGACGCAGCCCGACCUCGGUCUAGCUGUUGGUAUGACCAGAGCACCUUGGCUGGGCAGAGCAGACACUCACCCCUGCUAGCCUGGGGAGAGGCCCUGUUAGCAGGAAAGGAGCUUCUCCGGGCACCCAAGGCAGGCGUAAUCAGGCAAGAUGCUAGGCUGCACUGUGACCCGCGGAGGUCAAGGGAGUCUGAGCAGUGUUACCCCCAUCUCUCUCUCACGCUCACUGUCUCUGUGCCUCUCCCUGUGACAGAGCCCUCGGUGCCUGAACCUGCCCCGUCCCCCAGGUGACCCUCCAGGGCUGCCUGCCUGCCCGGGUGUCCAGGGUAGAUGAGAGGCCUGUCCUGCAUGGCACCUAGAAUCUUCCUGGCAGGUGUUGGCACUGCCCCUUCCUUAUCUCCAGGCCGGAAAGUCCUCCCGAGCCCUGGAAGCCUUCGGUGGGGGCCCUAAUUCUGAAGGCCCUCGGCACCGCCUUCCUCGUGUCCCUGCUAAAAUGUGCCUGUGAGAUCUCCAUUCUCGAUGGCCAGGAGACAGUCCAUGUCUACAGAGCCGCUGACCGGCCGAACGACCCAGACGGAGGCUGAGGGCCCCCGAAGCGGGUCUCACUCUCCUCUGGGACCCGUGUCCACGGGACUCGGGCUUCAGGAGGGGCUGUGUGUGAGUUCCUAACUUCUGGUCACUCGCUUCCACUGAGAAGCUAGCAGUGAGGAGCUGGAGGUCCAGGGAAGGAGGCUAUGGCCUAGGGGUGGGGCCGCCAUGACUUUCCAACUCGCACAGCCCCUGCCCUGCCUUCGCCAGUACCCAGGCAUCCAGGAAGCCUGGUUCCCGGGGCCUUCGGCUCGCCAACCUGGGCCACCCGGCAGGCCUCGCCUCACCAUGAGGUGAGCGCUGACCUUUGGGCCCUGCACACCCUGUGGAGGGUCCCGGAGGGUAGGACGACCUGGCACGUUCGUCUCAUAGCCUGUAAAUAUUGACGGGGCCUCCUCUUUCAGAAAGUCUUGUAAAAUAUCCAUAACAUUCUUUUGUCUAUUUUUUUAAAAGCCACGACAGUGCAGGGUAGGCCUCAGAGCCCUCGGUGUGAAGGACCAGAGCAGAACCAAAGCGACUCCAUUUUGUCCCACCUUACUGAGGGAUGGCACCUUUCAAAACUGGGCGAGCCGGACACAUAAAGUCAUGAGACCAUCACCCCACCGGGACUGGCCAAUGAAAGUAACAAAGGAGAUACCAGAAACCUAAAGUAAGGUUUUGCCUAACUCAACGGUUUUUUAACCAAUCAGCCAGAGACGCUACACUCCCUGUGAUCUCCAACCAACGUGCUGUCCUGAGUGCUUUCCUCAGCACCCCUCGGCCUCCUCUACAACGGUCAAAUAAAAACCCAGCCCCGCUAACACCGGGGCUCUCAACUCUGACCCGCUGUGCCAGCGAGUCUGGGCGUCCUGGCUCGAGCCUGAAUAAAAGCGGCCCUUGCGUGUUUACAAGGAACG
This is a messenger RNA of Tupaia belangeri chinensis (Chinese tree shrew), 3043 nucleotides long. RefSeq lists its product as uncharacterized. The record is from RefSeq and is a predicted model, not a curated record. The transcript is spliced from 2 exons. NCBI's taxonomy places the organism in Eukaryota, Metazoa, Chordata, Mammalia, Scandentia, Tupaiidae. The coding region runs from base 27 to 1010 and encodes 327 amino acids.